Molecule: messenger RNA, 1254 nt
Organism: Cercospora beticola
Lineage: Eukaryota; Fungi; Ascomycota; Dothideomycetes; Mycosphaerellales; Mycosphaerellaceae
Product: glycoside hydrolase family 5 protein
Biological process (GO): glucan catabolic process
Cellular component (GO): extracellular region; cell surface
Molecular function (GO): glucan exo-1,3-beta-glucosidase activity
Source: RefSeq, a predicted model, not a curated record
AUGUUGUUCAAAAACACACUUUUAGCUUUGUGUAUCGCUGCAACAGCAUCAGCUGCCCCCAUCAACAAGCGAGCACCAUCUGGUUUCAAUUGGGGCAAUGAGAAGGUCCGAGGGCUCAACAUUGGAGGUUGGCUCUUAUUGGAGCCAUGGAUCACACCAUCUAUCUUCGAAAAUGUUGACCCGGAUGGAUCAAGAGGCAUCGUUGACGAGUACACUUUGACGCGCUCUUUGGGCGCACAACAAGCAUAUGAUCGCUACCUCAGACGCCAUUGGGAGACAUGGUGCACAUGGCAGGAUUUCAAGAAGAUCAAGGAUUCUGGCUUCAACCUGGUUCGGAUACCAAUUGGCUAUUGGGCAUACGAUAACUCCGAUUCCCCUUAUGCAUCCGGAGCGGCGGUCUUCAUAGAUGCGGCAAUCGAUUGGGCUCGAUCACUUGGUCUCAAGGUGAUGAUCGACUUGCACGGUGCUCCGGGCUCUCAAAAUGGAUUCGACAACUCCGGUCAAAAGACGGCCACCCCAACUUGGACGCAAGGCAACACCGUAGCAAAGACGCUUAGAGUACUAAAGACGAUUCAGUCGAAAUACGGCGAUAGCAAAUACGAUGAUGUGCUUGCUGGCAUUCAACUGCUCAACGAGCCUCUCACUCCAGCGCUGGAUAUCAAUGUCGUAAGACAAUUCACCUACGACGGAUUCUACCAGCAAAGAGACUACAGCCCAUCACGCGUGGUUGUCUUCCACGAUGGAUUCCAGCCAACAAACUACUGGAAUGGCAUGCUCACGCCGAACGACAACAAUGCUCAGAAUGUAGUGAUCGAUCACCACGAGUACCAAGUCUUCAGCCCAGAACUGAAUGCUUUGAGCCCGGCGCAACACAGAAACUACGUCUGCAGCAAUGCACCAGCGUGGAAUGGGGCGGACAAGUGGACGAUCAUCGGCGAAUGGAGCGGCGCCAUGACCGACUGCGCCAAAUACCUCAACGGCUACCGAAUCGGCGCCCGAUACGAUGGUUCAUUCCCAGGCUCAUACUAUAUCGGAUCCUGCAACAAUCAAAACAUGAAUGCGUGGUCCCAACAGCAACGGGACGACACCAGAUCUUUCAUCCAAGCUCAAAUCGCAGCUUACGAGAAGUACACCCAAGGCUGGAUUUUCUGGAACUUCAAGGCUGAAAAUGCACCUGAAUGGAAUGCGUUCGCUUUGUUGGAUGCAGGAUUGUUUCCUCGGCCUGGAACUGAAUUGUCGAGUUCAUGUCCUUAG